This is a messenger RNA of Carya illinoinensis, 2298 nucleotides long. Its product is annotated as transmembrane protein 214-like. Lineage: Eukaryota; Viridiplantae; Streptophyta; Magnoliopsida; Fagales; Juglandaceae. The record is from RefSeq and is a predicted model, not a curated record. The transcript is spliced from 10 exons. Gene Ontology annotation, cellular component: Golgi apparatus; endoplasmic reticulum. The coding region runs from base 147 to 1952 and encodes 601 amino acids.
CCGACUCGCACCCCUGAAAUCUCUAUUUCCUUGAUCUCUCGCUCACUCGCUCUCAUCACCGUCGACGCAAGGACGAGACCUUUAUCAAACCAGAAGGCAACGUUUCGGAUAGCGAAACAGUGUCCGUUUACUGUGUUUUUGAAGCUAUGGACGAGAAUACAGCUGCCAUCGAAGCGAUUCUAAGAGAGCAAGAGGAAGAAGAAGAGCAAGCUGAGAGGAGUAACAACAAUUACAGGAACAAGGAGACCCAAAACGGCAAAGAUUUCGGCUGGCAAACGGUCUCCUAUCCGAAACGCAAUAAGAAGGCGUCCAGGCCGCAACAGGGGGAGAAUUCAGCAGAUCUCCUGACCCGCCGGCCGAACGGCGCUGCCCCCGCCGCAUCCCCCAAUGUCUUCCUCUCGAUCGAGCAGCAUUCCGAGGAACGCCGUCGGCGCGCUCUCGAGAAUCAGCUCGCCGCCGCAUCCGGAGAGGGAUCGAAGCGACAUUCCGACGAAGAUGAAGACAGCGACACUGAGGUGCCUGGCGCCGCCGCCGACGCCCUCGAGAACGGCGAUGUUAAGCCUAAGAAGCCGAAAAAGCCGAAGAAACCCAAGGUGACCGUGGGUGAAGCUGCGUCGAAGAUCGAUGCCGCUGAUCUUUGCGCUUUCCUCAUUGAUAUCACCGCUUCGUACGAAGCGCAGCAAGAUAUACAGCUAAUGCGAUUCGCGGAUUAUUUUGGCCGGGCAUUCGCGUCGGUGAGUGCGGCUCAAUUUCCGUGGUCUAAGACAUUCAAAGAGUCCAGUGUUGCAAAGACCGUUGAUAUUCCUCUUUCCAGUAUAUCCGAAGAUGUUUAUAAGACAUCUGUUGACUGGAUUGGAAAGCGGUCUUCUGAAGCACUUGGGUCCUUUGUGCUAUGGUCUUUGGAUAGCAUUCUUGCUGACCUUGCAAGUCAUCAAGCAGCUGCCAAGGGAUCCAAAAAGGUGGUUCAGCAAGCAUCUUCAAAGUCUCAGGUUGCCAUAUUUGUUGUUUUAGCAAUGGCACUACGAAGGAAACCUGAUGUGUUGAUCAGUUUAUUGCCUAUUAUUAAGGAAAAUCCAAAAUAUCAAGGACAGGAUAAGCUUCCAGUCACUAUUUGGGUGAUUGCUCAGGCAUCUCAAGGAGAUUUAGUUGUUGGGUUGUACAUGUGGGUUUAUCUUCUCUUGCCUAUGCUGGCUAGCAAGUCAAGCUGUAAUCCACUAUCUAGAGACUUGAUUUUACAGUUGGUGGAGAGAAUUUUGUCUUCCCCAAAAGCUCGGACCAUCCUGUUAAAUGGUGUUGUCAGAAAGGGGGAGCGUGUGGUGCCACCAUUAGGUCUUGAGCUUUUGCUGAGAAUUACCUAUCCCGCACCAUCGGAUCGGCUAAAGGUUACCGAAAAAUUUGAAGCUAUAUAUCCGAAUUUAAAAGAGGUCGCCCUUGCUGGUUCCCCGGGAAGCAGAUCGAUGAAGCAAGUUGCACAACAGAUUUUGAACAUUACAAUCAAAGCUGCUGGAGAAGGCAACCCUGGCCUGUCAGGGGAAGCAAGCGACAUUUUUCUUUGGUGUUUGAGCCAAAACCCUGAAUGUUACAAGCAAUGGGACAUGCUUUAUCUUGAUAAUCUUGAAGCGAGUGUUGUUAUUCUGAGAAAGCUUUCUGAUGAAUGGAAGGAGUGCUCUAAAAAGCUUUCUAAUUUGGACAUUUUGAGGGAAACUCUUCAGAGUUUCAAGCAGAAGAAUGAGAAAGCAUUGGCAAACGGAGAUGCUGGUGCUCACCAUACAUCAUUGAAGGAUGCAGACAAAUACUGCAAGUUGAUUGUGAGGCAAUCAUCGCAGGGUCAUGGAUGCAUGAAGGGCAUGGUCCUUGUAUCUGUUGCACUGGCUGUUGGUGCGGCAAUUAUGUCCCAAGACUUGCAAUCUUGGGACUAUAGGAAACUCACUGAAAUGUUGAACUUCCCCUGAAACUUUCCAAGCUCGGACUCGCCUGCAGUAAACGGUGCUCUCUACUGCAAUAUAGAUUUAGUUAUGUUCGGGCGUGCUCUCUACUGCAAUAUAGAUUAAGUAGUCAAAAAAAAAAAAAUUCUGCAGGAUGGCCUGUUAAAAAACAAAAUGGGCCAAUGAUGAGUAAAUCUAUUUCAAUGUUGUGGCCAAAUUCUACUUGCUUUUUAGUGAGAUUAGAAUAGGAGAGCAGAAGCCGCAGCCGCAGCAGCAGCACUGGGUCAAUGUGUCCUGUUUUCAAAUGUGGGUCAGCUCAAUGACUUGGUUUCGUUUUCAUAUUUACUGUUUUAUAGCAUGUUUGUCCCUUCAA